Messenger RNA from Puntigrus tetrazona (Sumatra barb), 4353 nucleotides. RefSeq lists its product as uncharacterized. Bases 1702 to 3468 code for a protein of 588 amino acids. The record is from RefSeq and is a predicted model, not a curated record. Gene Ontology annotation, cellular component: extracellular region. Gene Ontology annotation, molecular function: lipid binding. NCBI's taxonomy places the organism in Eukaryota, Metazoa, Chordata, Actinopteri, Cypriniformes, Cyprinidae. Gene Ontology annotation, biological process: lipoprotein metabolic process; lipid transport. The transcript is spliced from 5 exons.
UAACAAUUAAAAGAACCGAAGACUUAAACUACUUCAGUCUGUCUGCACUGAAUUUAUUUAAUACACAAGUUAUGUAUAGACAGUAAAAAGUUGUGGCUCACGCUUCUUCUCCAGGAGAAAUCAAAACACGCAACAUAAGGAAAGACGGCGUGCUGAGGUAAAAAAUCGAAAUGAAAAGUUUUUAUAUUUAAAAUACCGUUAGUUAGGCAACCUCACACAACCUUUCCACCAUUUAAUAGUUCAAUAAACAGAUCAUUAAGCAAGUACAGAAACUGCGUAUCUCAUAUUCAUUGAUGAUUCAUUGUUUUGAAUGAAUCAGUCGAAUCAAAGUUUCAUUAGUCCAUGCAUAAACAACUGAUGAAUCUGCUGUUAGAACGAAUCACUUGAAUGAACGACUCAAUGACUCAUUAAAAGCUCAUUGCUGGCACCUACUGGCAUUUUAUUUAGUUUAAAAAAGUUUAUUUAGUUGAAAAUAGGCCAAUUGAAUUUAUAGAUCAAGAAUUUGAAAUAAAAAAAUGAGGUAUUAAUUAGAUUAAUGGAAAAUGCCCUCUAUAAAAAUAUCUAUCUAUUGUUCAAACGCAGAUAUAUUUGCAAAGGGAGGGAAGAUUACUGAAACUGUGUGAAUACUGAAAGCAUGGGACAGAAAUGUUACGCUCCUUACUAUAAAAUGAUGCUACGUCUGCGAUAUGACAAUAAAACAUUACAAACAAGGAAUUUGUUGCAUCCUGUGGAGACAUAAUUGCUGAUUAUCAUUGUAAUCUUAGUACAGAUUUUUUAUGCUUCUCGAUUCGUAAACAUAACACCACAUCUACAUUAGUGAUUGAAGAAAUAAGCACUAACGUUACCUUCACUGCUCAAAACUGACUUGUCAACAAAACUUGUCUUAAAGAGACUUUGGUAUGGUGACCCAUAUACCUGGAAUCUGUGCUGUGCUCACGUCCACGUCCACAGUGCAUGAAGUGGACAGCUGAGAAUGUGGUUCUAGCUCAAGGGUGUCACCUCAGUCGUGGUACUGAAGGUAGAGAGAGCACUGGUUAUUCACUUCCUCCACCUACAACCCCUGCUGGACCUGAGAUUCAAAGCCAUGACCUUCAUGUUACUAGUCCAACUCUAUUAAUUAGGCCACGACUGCACCCGUAUACAUAUAUAUGAUGAAACCAGCUGCAGAGUUCAAGGAUGCAAUAAACAUAUGGCAGGACUCGUACUUGUACCCUGUACUUUACACCUCUGUAAAUGAUUAAGAACAGGAUAAUGCUUCCCAUUGUGUCUGUGUUGUGAAAUCACCCAGUUUAUCCUGUACACGAUAUGCCCUACCAUAAAAUCAUAUAUAUGUUAUAUGUUAUAACCCUGAAGUGCAGAUAACUCUGAAGCUUCGUUCAAGACUGUGAGAACAAAUAAAGCUGAGAAAAGACAACACUUUGUGUUUGUGAAGCACCAGUGAAAAACAAAUCUUUAUCUUUUCAGGCAGCUUUACUGAAACAUUGAACAUAUGCAGCUUGUUUAAUUACACUAAAGGUCAUCCGAGACAAAGAUGAAGGAAUUUAUGAUUGUGACAGAAGUUCAGAACCGAACAUCAUACAAGGGUUAAAACAAACAUCAGCAUCUAAAUGAUUCAGUUAGUUAACAGCAGCUGUGUAUCACUAACACUCAAUCACCACCCAAUUAAUCAAUUAAAGUUGCUAAAAGGUUCCUGGUCAAGUCAUGGAGGAAGCAGCCAAGUUGUGUGAGUUGCUCUUUGGCUGGCUGGAAAAGCGAGAGCAAUGUGCAGAAAAGUUGUCAGAGCUGGCCCGAGAGCUUGAAAGAGUUCAUCAGGGCAGCAACAUCUCUCAGGUGGUGGGAGCUGCCACAUCGGUGCUCUCAAUAUUUGCAGCAGCGCUAGCCACCGUCUUCACAGGAGGCCUGGCCGGUCCUGUACUGGUGGCGGCCGCAGCAGCGGGCACUGUAGCCGGCACUGCGGUCAGCGUCACUUCCACACUGGUAGAGGCAGGUGUCUCCAGCAGUACCAUUCAUACUGCUGUUAAUUUAAUUAAUGAAGAUGAGAAGGUAGGGAGGAGCAUUCAGCAGCUACUGCAAGAUCUCAGGACCAGAUGUGGAGGAGGACAGCCGGGGCCUCAUGCCUCUGGAGCUUCUACUCAUGAUGUAGAAUGUGAGCUGGCAUCCCAGAUCAUGUGUGCACUGGCCAGAAGAAAUAAGACCACGAUACCUCUAAACCUUCUCAGAUCUUUCAACAGGGCCACGUUCUUUCGUCAGGCAUCAUCAGGUGGACUGCCUCUGGACAAGGCCUCACACUUAAUUUCCAAAGCUGUGGGCCUUGUUUGUUUGGAUCUGGGAAAGAGUGGCCUGAAGGUAUCUGCAAAAGAAAUGGUAAAAGACAUCUGCACCAUCGGCAUGAGAGCUUCUGCUAAAGCAGGAUCGAGGGCACUGGGUGUGAUUGGUUUAGGCAUGUCUCUGUAUGAUUUGAUUGCAACGUGUGAAGAAAUCAUGAAGGACAAUCAGGUCACCGAAGCCAGCAAGUUCCUGCGGGAUUCAGCCAGGGAGAUACUGGAAGGCAGAAGAAAGCUGAAGGAACAGUUGGACGCAAUGCAUGAAAUCAUUUACAAACUGUUGCAACUGAAGAAGCUGGUCAAGGACUUGGGUGGAUAUUCUCUCAGCAUGACGGAAGAUGGACAGAAAAUCAUGAAUUACAUCAUAGGAACAUGCACAGAAAACUCAGUUGUCUCCUGGCUUCAGUCGAGAACUCACCAGAUUGAAUUCACAAAUGUUCUUCGUUUUUAUCAGGAGAAGGGCAUUCUUGAGGAGUUGAGCAAGCGCCGAGGAGGACACAUGGACCUGGUGUUUGUGGCUCACGGCAGAAUCGUGGCAGAGUUCAUGCCAGCAGGCGUCCUGGUGCCCGGCUACACCAUCCGGGACACCAUCCUCUACUCUCCGUGGAACUGCAGAAUCGAUGACACUGCUGCUUAUUCAAUAGCUCAGGGGAACAUUCGCAUAGACAAUAGAAAUUUUAGCAAUUUGCGUAGUUUUGAGCCCGACCCUUUGCCAGAUCGCUGGAAUUCCAUGCUUCAAUCCCGACACAACAUCCCAGGGAUCAUUCUGUCCCCUUUGUUUCCCGAAGAACUAGCCUGGGGCUAUUUUAAUGAGCAUUGGACCCGGAGAACCAUGGACAUAGAUAGCCGUGUUAUUGUUCCAUAUGUUGUUCCACAAUUUCUGGUAGCUGCCUUUGGAGAGAUUCCUUUUUGCGUUCUUUUAUUUGCAGCGUCGUUCGUGCUCAUGCUCAAUGGAGGGACAGCUACGGCGCACCUGGCUGCUUGCUUGGAUCGCGGACAAAGUCCUGAAAGGCGGGAGGAGUGGAGGACUCAGUAUGCCUGGACAAAUGAUGAAGCCUUCAUGAGUGUGGACAUGGACGAAAGGAUUAUGAACCCUGAUCUAUUCAGAGCCCUUAGAUCCUUGUUUGACAGAAACCGCAGAUAGUUCACCUUCCACAAUGAACAGCAGUUGAGUCACUCCUGUUAUGUCUAUCUUUUAUACUGAUUGACAUUAUAAAUGAAAGGUUAAUAUACUUCUUUAAGGGUAUUGCAGACAUUCAUAACAUGGUUGCCAGCUCGAUUUCCAGCGCCAGCAGAAAACAACUAAGGUGCUCUUGGACCCCUAAUUGGUCUCUUUGUGUGUGUGUGUGUGUGUGUGUGUGUGUGUGUGUGUGUUCACUAAUCUGGAUAAGUUCAUUAUUUAUUGAUGGAUUGGCAAUAAUUUUUUUGAAAGUGAACUUAAUUUAGAAAAAUAUAUAAAUUUCAGUUUUAUCAUUUUAUUUAUUGUUUUGUUGCAGUAAAAAUUGUGUGUAAAUUGAGUGGUAAAGCAUCUUGAUCAUAGAAAUGUAAUGUUCACUGAAACCAAAACAUUGCAGAACUGCCCACAUAUAUUUCCACUUCCUGUCAAAGGCUUUUUCUACAUCCACUGAAAAAAAAAAACUCAGAAGAGAGUCUGUGAAAUGAAGUACAUGAAACAGUCGCUGCAUGACGUCCUUUAAGACUGCUGUGGCCCUCUUUGAUUAAGCUAUGAAUCACCUUUCAUUGCAUGGGAUGAGUGAUGCUGGUCUGUAGCGGGAAGCAAACUUUUCCCAUAUCUCUAAAUAUAAUUCAGGAGGGAGGCCAUCUAGGCCUGGUGACUUGUCAAAAAUGUUGUUUUUGUAAUUGGAUGUUAUUUUCUAAUUGUGUAAAUUGGUGUGUUUUCUCAACUAUGUUAUACAGAGCUAUUCAAUAUAUAAUUUUUCAGUAACACUUUAUAAUGUUCAGUUGUACGUUCUUUUCCUCUGACUGUGUGUUUGGAUCUGUUCCAGUAAACAGUUUUUUGAUCUGUUGA